Molecule: messenger RNA, 2543 nt
Organism: Linum tenue
Lineage: Eukaryota; Viridiplantae; Streptophyta; Magnoliopsida; Malpighiales; Linaceae
Source: the annotation of a GenBank genome assembly
GCAGGCUCAUGAAAAUUUUGGGCUCACGCACUGACACACAUCACUACGCUGGCCAUUCAACCCUCUCUUCGAUUUAGUUUAAGGUUUAGCGGUUCUUUUUUAUUGAUUUCUUUUCAUUCUUUCUUUUCUGCCGCCAAUUCACGAGAAGCUGGUUGAAAGAGAACAAACCCUGAACCCUACUCAUCGCCGCUGCCGUCGAAGCCUGUGUUCCCGCCCUUUCUUGGUUCAGUUUCUGUUCUUGAACAAUAUCGGCGAUGGAUGAACCGCCGAUCCCGGUCACCGGACACUGGGGCGCUCCAGAUUCCUACAUUAACGUCUUCCUCGACACCAGCCUCGAUACUCACUUGGCCUUGGACAUGGUAGUCUCUCCAUCCAACACCGUCGCCGAUCUCAAGAAGAAAAUUCUGGACAAGCAUCCCCUGUGCUUCCCCAAGUUUGGAGAAAUAAAAAUUGACGCAUUGAAGGUCAAAAAGAGAGGGGUUUACUAUAAUUUGGCAGAGUCAAUUCUUCUUAAAAGUGUCUUUGAUGGGGUGAAGAAAGGUUGGUUUGUUAGUGUUGAAGCUUCUAUUGUUUCUAAGGAUAAUGAGAUUGAGCCUAAAGAGGCCAAAUUUGCCUUAGUGACCAUGAAUAAUGGUUUCGAGGAUAAAGUUGCUGGGGGAGUUCAACUUGUGGGUGGAGAUGUACGAGGUGACAAAGUUUUUUCGUUGGUUCCCUUGAUUAGUGAUGAAUCUCUCAGAGAGAAGAAAUGUGAUGAAGAAGAAGCUCAGGAGAUGCAUGUUGAAAGAGCAGAAAUGGGGAAGGAGUUGGCUAACAUUGAUGCAGGCAGCAUAUUGCCAGAAAGAGCUUCUGGUGUGAAGGAAAAUCAUGAGAAGAGGAAGAGAAGUAAAAAGGGGGCAGAUAAACGUGAGAAGAGGAAGAGAAGCAAAAAGGGGGCAGAUGAUCUUUCUGGUAAAGACGUUGAUGUGUCAAUGCACAAAUUUGGACCAAAAAGUGAAUUGGUUGUUGGCAAUGUGCAGAUCUCAGACCAAAAUGUUGCUGGUAUACAAACUGGAGGGGUAAUUUCUUUAGCUGAGGAAUCUGAAGCUCAAGUGGUACAUGUGGAAUUUUCCAAAGAUGGAUCCAAGGGUUCUAUAGUUAAUGAAAUCGAGGAAAAUUUACACCAUCUACAUGUAGCAAACAAGAGGCUUAAAACCGGAAAGGAGAUAGACGAUGAAGCUUCUUUAAGAGAUAGCAGCACUAUUGUUUUGGAAUUUAGUGGAAUGACUUGUAAGCGUCCUGUUAUAUCUCAGCUAUCUACAGUAGAUGAGCAACAAAAUGUGGUUUCUACUCUGAAAAUUCCAAAUGCUGGCUCUGUGGAAGCAUUCGAUCAAUUGGCUAGCCGAAGCUUGGUGAAGAAGAAACGAAAAACGAAGUCUUCUAAGAAAGUAGAUAGAAAAACUGCUGGAUUAACUCCUGAUGAGGCCAAUGCUGGUAAAGAGAUACAUCUAAAGGAAGCUGGAAUUGACAGUGGCAAUGUGUUGCAUCCUUCUGCUGUUUCUUUGACGAAGAAGGACCCUGAUCCUCCUCAAGAGCAACAUAACAUUAUUCUUUCACAAGAUAGAUAUAUGAUAUUGAAACUGGUGUUUGGUUCAAAUAUCAAUGAGUUUCAAGAACUAAUAACCAAUGAUAGGAGUAGAGUUGAAACAGAACAAGAGGUCCAUGAGACAAUUUCUGCAAAUGUGCAGAAAGAAGUUGUUGAUUUUAUGAGUCAGAAGACUGCAGACCCUAGUGAGGUCACUGGAGCUUGGUCUCAAAUGAAAAGUAAAGAGAAAAGGGAAGUGAAAGUGGUAAACCUGCAUGAGAUAUCUCCAAAGUUACCUGGGCCUCCAACUUCGAAGGAGGAACUUGAAGCCCAAGCAAUUCCUCAGGAGAAGAAACCAGAACCGUCAUCUGCUAAAGGAGAUAAUCGAAAACCUCACUGUGAAGCGACUCAAGAAUCAAGUGCUCCGACUCGUCAAAAUAGUGUUAAGCCAAAGAAGGCCAUAGAGCAUCAUCAUUCUGAUAGUCCGACAAAUACUUCCCACAUCAAAAGUGGUAAUAGGGAUCAAUCAAAAAGGUGGGAGAGGUUCUGGUGCCAUGGUUCAUCAGAAGUCGGUGGUUGCAGGAUCACUACACUAUCCAAGAGUAAUUCAUCUGGUGAUGGGUUGGAAAGAUAUCAUUUUCCAUAUCCACUCAACCAAUCACCUGCCAGCUCCCCGGGGACGCAUCCCGAUCUCUCAGUUUUCGACAGCAUGAAGAGAAAUGGUAUUAGUGGUCAAGAAGGCAUGAAGACAUCAUUCUCCUCACUGGACACAACUCCUGAAAGUACAAAAAAGAGAUACAAAAAGGCCAAGCUGGAUGUUGAAUCACAGUAUGAGGAGGAUUUGGUCCCCUUGAGUCCGAGUAUAUAAGAUGAUGAAAUCUUGAAAACCUUAUGUUACCAUGGUGGCGCGCUUUCUUUUGUCAAUGCGAGCAAGUUCAUAUUUCUUGUUUGUGGUUUUUUAUCAUCUGCAGAACAGAAGAGC